Messenger RNA from Apodemus sylvaticus (European woodmouse), 4384 nucleotides. RefSeq names its product protein tyrosine phosphatase domain containing 1 (gene Ptpdc1). The transcript is spliced from 10 exons. Bases 288 to 2531 code for a protein of 747 amino acids. The record is from RefSeq and is a predicted model, not a curated record. Gene Ontology annotation, molecular function: protein tyrosine/serine/threonine phosphatase activity. Lineage: Eukaryota; Metazoa; Chordata; Mammalia; Rodentia; Muridae. Gene Ontology annotation, biological process: protein dephosphorylation; cilium assembly.
CCGGCGGUGACGCGGCGUCAUCGGCUGCCGGGCUGUGGAGUGGCCCGUGCGCGCGCCCGAGGGAGACGUUGUGUGGCGCGCCCGGCGGGGAGUCCCCCUGCUCCGGGGCGCGGCGGGGAGGCCCGGCCCGGCAGCCGAUAGCGGGCCAGCGGGCCGCGGAACCCGAGCAGCGCCUUGGGCCGGCCGGUCCUCUCCGCCCGCGCCUCCCGGCCCUAGACGUGCGAGUCCGACCCGUCGGCUCCAGGGCUCCGAAGCCGGAGAGCGAAGCGCGCCAAGAGCAGACAAGGAUGGCUGCAGGAGUCUUGCCACAAACUGAAGAGCCGUAUUCCACGUUGGUGAACAGCCAUGGGCAUGCUGCGCACACGGAUGAAAAUUCAGGACGCCCAGCUCCAAAAUACACAAAGGUGGGCGAACGUUUGCGGCAUGUCAUCCCCGGGCACAUGGCGUGCUCCAUGGCAUGUGGGGGGCGAGCGUGUAAGUAUGAGAAUCCGGCCCGCUGGAGUGAGCAGGAACAAGCCAUCAAAGGAGUCUACUCGUCCUGGGUCACCGACAAUAUCCUGGCCAUGGCUCGUCCGUCCUCGGAGCUGCUGGAGAAGUAUCACAUCAUCGAGCAGUUCCUCAGUAAAGGCAUAAAAACAAUAAUCAACCUGCAGCGUCCUGGGGAGCACGCCAGCUGUGGGAACGCUCUGGAACAAGAGAGUGGUUUCACGUACCUUCCUGAGGCAUUCAUGGAGGCUGGCAUUUAUUUCUACAACUUUGGGUGGAAGGAUUAUGGUGUGGCUUCCCUCACUGCCAUCUUGGACAUGGUGAAGGUGAUGACAUUUGCCCUCCAGGAAGGAAAGGUCGCUGUCCACUGCCACGCAGGCCUCGGGCGAACAGGUGUGCUAAUAGCAUGUUAUUUAGUUUUUGCAACAAGAAUGACUGCUGACCAAGCAAUUAUAUUUGUGCGCGCAAAACGCCCCAAUUCCAUACAGACCAGAGGACAGCUGCUCUGUGUGCGGGAAUUCACUCAGUUCCUGGCUCCACUCCGUAAUAUUUUCUCUUGCUGUGACCCUAAAGCACAUGCUGUCACCUUAGCCCAGUACCUGAUUCGCCAGCGUCACCUACUUCAUGGUUAUGAGGCACGACUUCUGAAAUAUGUGCCAAAGAUCAUCCACCUGGUUUGCAAACUGCUGCUUGACUUGGCUGAGAACAGGCCAGUAGUGAUGAAGAGUGCGCUAGAAGGGCCUGAGCUCUCGGCUGAGAUCGAGAAGACUGUGUCUGAGAUGGUCACAAUGCAACUGGAUCAGGAGUUACUCAGGCAGAACAGUGAUGUGCCUGACCCCUAUAACCCCACUGCAGAGGAGGCCGAGUUCGAGAAUCAGGAUGCGAUUCUUUCUAAUGAGCAUGAGUUUGACCCCCUCUGGAAGAGGAGGAAUGUUGAGUGCCUCCAGCCCCUGACACAUCUGAAAAGACAGCUCAGCUACAGUGACUCAGACUUAAAGAGGGCCAAAGCCAUCCUGGAGCAAGGGGAGACCCCUUGGACAGUGCCUGCCCAGGAGUUGCUAGACCACAGUCUCGAGCAUCAGAAGCCCACGAGCCAUUGCUACCUGCCACCAACUCCAGAGCUGGGUUUUAAUAAGGAUGCAUUGGUUCAAAAUACAUUUUGUUUCUGGACUCAGUCAAAGUGUGGAGGCUUAGAAGGACUCAAGGAUGAGGGAUCGCUGCUUUUGUGCAGGAAGGACAUUCCAAAGGAAGUAGAGCGGAGCAGAACGUUCUCUGUGGGUGUUUCUUGUUCGCACAAUCCUGGAGAACCAGUGCCACCCAACUUCACAAGUAUCCAUAAGGAUCCAGAGCAAGUGACCCGCUGCCGGUGUGAGGCUCCUGGUUGCUGGGGUCCAGGCCCUGUUCACGAGGUGGGCAGGAGCCCCUGCAGCCCUCUGAACUGUGGCUCCAGUCCUAAGGUGCAGUUCCCAUCUGGACAGGACGCCCAAGACAGCACAUCCCUGUCUCAGGCUGGUCUGCAGCCUGAGCUGACUGCCGAAGCAAGGAGAAUUCUGGCAGCCAAAGCCCUGGCGAACUGGAGUGAGUUUGUGGAAAAGGAGGAAGUGAAGAGGAAGGUGGAAAUGUGGCAGAAAGAACUAAAUUCCCGAGAGGGAGCCUGGGAGCGAAUAUGUGGUGAGAGAGACCCUUUCAUCUUGUGCAGUUUGAUGUGGUCUUGGGUGGAGCAACUGAAAGAACCUGUAAUCAGCAGAGAGGACGUGGACAUGCUGGUCGGCAGACAAGCAGACGCUGCCGAAGCCCUGUUUUUACUAGAGAAGGGGCAGUACCAGACCAUCCUCUGUGUGCUGCACUGCAUAGUGAGCCUGCAGACGCUUCCUGUGGAGGUGGAAGAAGCCUGCCUUUCACACGCCAUUAAAGCUUUCACCAAGGUUAAUUUUGAUUCUGAAAAUGGACCAAUAGUUUACGACACCUUGAAAAAAAUAUUUAAGCACACGUUGGAAGAAAAGAGAAAAAUGGCAAAAGACAGCCCGAGGCCUGGCCUCUCCUGAGGCCUCCUUCUCUGGACAGCGUCCAACCUACGCAUCCACCCCUCCUGAGGGUGGCGCUUCUGCCUCCUGUGGACCCGUCCUGGCUGCGCCUCCCUGCCUCAGUCCAUUGUCGGGCUGUCUCCUGUGCUAAGAAUGAUGGUUCCUUUUUUAGUUAUUUAUUUCAAAAUAUUGUUGAGCUGUGUCUUGAAAAGUUGCCAUAAAGUUGGUGCCACUUUAUUUAUUCACUGAAUUGACAUCAUUGUGUUGACAUUUUAAGUAUGUUAUAUCUGUGUCCUUACUCUUUUUGACAUUUUGAGGAAAAAAAAUAACCCUUUCAAAACAGUUUUUUUGACAAAACUCUUGUGUAGUUUUUACCACAUAGAUCAUUUUAGUAGUAAAACGUCACUAUGUGUCCUUCCCAAGACAUGUAUCCCCUCCCUCAGAGAUGUGACCUAAGAUAGUCACCAAGUGUCUUAAACAGUUUUAUAUUUGUUACCAAGAAGGCUAUUAAUACAUUUUAAAGUACUUUUUAAAAAACUUUGAAGCCUUUUGUUUUUCUUUUCUUUUUUUACAGAUGUGGCAAAGUCUUUCAAAGAAUAUUAUUUUCUGUGAUUCAGCAAUUCAGUUAUUUGACAGACUGGCUGGAGUGGUUGGGAUUUUGUACUUGUAGAAAGGAGACUUGCUCUUUGUCAAGCUUCCAGACAACCUCUCCCUUGGCUGUCAGGGGAGGGAGCCACCUCAACCCAGAAACCUUAUCCUGCCUCCCCAGCCUGCCGCUGAGCCAGCUCACUGCUGUGCAGAGAAACAGACCAGAAAGUGGCCGGUGUGAGCGGCUGCUAAGGAGCAGAACUGGCCUUUGUCCGGGGACUAUGCAGAAAGGACAGCAGUGCUGGGGGCAGGCUCCUAGCCAGCCCUGCUCACUGAGGACAGUGUGGGCAUCCUGCACGGGCCACUCAGAGCUGGAGCAAGCCAGGCUGGCCACUGUCUGUCCCAGGAGGGCUGGCAUUGCUGCCUGCCCUGUGCCCAGUCCCAAAGCUGCCCUUUCACAGGCACCUGCCUCGGCCUGCCUCGGCCUCUGACGCUAGCAGCUGUUAUGCUGUAAAGAUUAUAAUUUUUAAGUUGAAUUUGACCCCAGGUUGCACUCACCCUAGCUGGCUUUAAUAAGGACAGGUGACUGGUCAAACUUGUUCCUUUAGGUUAAACUGUGUAAUCAGCAAUUGAAGCCUUAUUUAAACUAAAUUAACAUAUAGGAGUAGCAGAGCCCAGGCCAUAAGAGCUUUCUUGACAAAGGUAAUAACUAGACCAAUUCAAACUAAAGAAGGACUCUUUGAUUCUCAGAAUUUUAGGAAAUAAACAAGACUGAAUUGGAAUAAAUGAAAUUUCUCUAGGUCAUGCAUUUCUGAAUUACAGUCUAGUGUAUCCAAAACUAUUUCGAUCAUUAGCCUUACCAAGUCUGAUGGCCAAGGCCAAGUGCAGUCUCCUUCCUUCGGCUUGAGUGUUCUCGGGAAGGGAAAUACGGUGUUGGUCAAUGAGCCAACCUGCUUACCCAGUGCUGAAGCAUCUUUGUAAGUGCCUAGCCUAACAACAGGAAAUCCUUGCACUGUCUCCUGUGUACAUUCUAAAAGCUGAUGUUCAAAGAGAAUGCUUUUCGUCACCUCUUGUCAGCCUUGAGUGGGCAAAUGACACUGGACCUUCGCCACCUCCCUCCUUAAAGCCAGCUGCGCCUGUGCAUUUGCAAUACUUGUUUUACAUUCUGCAAUAGUCAUGUGCUGACUCCACUGCAUGUCAGAAAAUCCAAGUGCAGUGGCCUGAGAAGACACUGUCAGGCUCUGUGCAGGUAUUGUGCUUAUUUGAAUAAAGGUGAAAAGGACCAA